CAUGACCCCUUUAUUUGUCCCCGUGAUCAAUUUUAGGAAAUUCAAAAAUAAUUACGCGCAAUGGCUAAUGUCGAAAUUAAAGUUGACAUACAAGAAAGUUCUCUUGAUAACAGCGCCGACAGCGAAUACAUUUCCAUGGUAGAUGAUCAUGAGGAACAUUGCGAUGCAGACGAAAGAUCUCAAUUAGCAUCACAAUCAUUCUUGGAUACAAACGAAAAUAAUUCCUACAACUUCAGAGAUCUGUCUGGCAAUGUGACAUACAAAUUUGUCCAAAUGGCAGGAGAAGAACAAACUAAUAAUAUAAAUUCCCAUUCUCCAUCACACAAUGCUGAAUACUAUGUUAUAAGCAAUCCUAUUGAAGUAUUUGGGACACCCACACAGAAAAAAGGCAAUCAUAGGGACCCAUUGCAAACCAAAGCUGUAACUGCAAAAAAGCGAGAUGACAAAAGGCGAGCGACACACAAUGAAGUGGAGAGACGACGUCGGGACAAAAUCAAUAGUUGGAUCACAAAACUGGCAGCCCUUGUGCCAAACUCUGGCCUGCCGGACUCGGCCAGCAAGGGGGGAAUAUUAGCAAAGGCCUGCGACUAUAUAUCAGAUUUAACAGAAAGACAAAAGAUCUUGGAAAAACUGGAAGUGAAAAACGAGAAAUUAGUGCUAGAAAUUAUAAGACUCAACCAAGAAUUAACAGAAGCGCGUAAAGAAAACGCGUCUAUGCGCAACCAGCUGGCCGACAACUGCAUAGUUGUAUCACAGAGGCCGAAAGGCGAGAAGUCUUAGUUCAUGCUAAGAUGUCACCCGUGUGGUACAUGAACUAUAGUGCUUGUAUACAAACAAAGGUGCUGAUAUAUAAGACUGUGACAUUCCCAUAACGUCACAGUAUUGUCAAAUGUUAUUACGAACUUGUGUGUAGUUCAUUUGUAAUUCAUAAAGGGAUUAACACACGGAGUUUAGCAGUGAAGUGAAUACGGAUGCAGCAAACGUUCGAAAACCCGAUCAAUAGUGCGGCGCCGCAUAAUAUGUCCAGUGGAAUGGUAUUUAUUAACUCUAAAUAUUAAAUAAUGAAGAAAACUUUAGUUAUAUAUGCCUGGCAUAUUGAACAUGUGAAAAAUAUAUAUGUAAGUCUGGGGAACCGAAAUAAAAAAACUUCAUGUUACGAAUUUAAUUUAGUUAAAUAUAAUAAGAUUUACGGAUCUCUUAGGAAACCGUUCGUGUCGUAUUCCUUCUAGCGUUCAAUCCAUUCAUUCUCUGGUCAUUUCUCGUUGUGUUCCCAUUUCAGACAUAACAUUUACUACAGUUCCGUUACAUACCAUAGACUAGUUUGUUUAAUUUUACAUCUGUAACCCUAAUUACAUAAUGGCAUUUGUUUUACGGAAUAAAAUAUGCAUUCACAAGAAAAAGUUAUCGCAACUAAUUUCGAAGUGUAAAUGGGAAGCGAAAGCGUUAAUGUUUACAAGGUCGACAUUUCAAUAUUGUAGAUCUUUUUUUGUUUAAUGCAAUAGUUUUACACGGUCGGUUGAAGCUAUAGAAACUAAUUCGACGUAAUUCUAAUUAAGUUAUAUAUUCUAUUCUUUUUUUUUAUGGCCAUGACUGUAUAGCGUCGCAUAAUAUUGUGAAGCUCCGUGUGUUAGAUGCCUAAUUAUAGUACAUAUGGUUUUAUCAUGAGAAAAGCACUUGUUAAGCCGGUAAUGAGGUUAAUCAUUAAGUAGAGAUUACUUCAGUUGUAUUUUGAGAUGUUGUAAGAAAAAACUCUACCCAUCUUGGUACUGGACAUGCGUGAAUGAGUGUCCAUAAGCAAAUAAUAAAUCUUGUUUGUAUUUAUUGCUUUGUAUGAUACAUUUGUGUUAUUGUAAACAAAAUGCAAAUAGAAAAGCCCUAUAAUUUGGCCUAAAUGCUUUGUAAAUAAAUUGGGCUAUUUGAUGGCCGCUGAUACACAGUCGAUUGUCGUCAGGUUUCCUGAACGACGCUCCGACUGUAUAACAUUAGCCUAAAACAUUAUUUUUGUUUCAGGAAAUGUUUAUCGAAAAAUAAUAAAUUCAUAUAUGUUUGAACGGCAUACAGCAAUUUAUUAUAUGAUUUGAGAAUAUUAAUAUUUUUUGUUAUGUUGUAAUAACUGAAAUAAAAUUUUACUUUUUAUGAUGUUAUAUCAGUUAAGAAUUGAUGUAGAACAAAAUUAGGCACUAAAUGAUUUUAUAUAAAUCAGCCUUAACUAUGUUACUGUAGUUUUGUAAAUGUGUUAUUGUCUUUUUUAAGUGUUCCGUAUGUAUUGUAUUAAUAUUAUUUAAUGUCGUUUGUAUUUUUGUACAUCGACACCCGAUGUACAGUCAGUUUCAUAAAGCUAUUUGGUGACAAGGUAUUCAAAAUGAUACAAAAAUUUCAAUUCAAUUAAAUACUUUUAAUUAAAACUCAGUAUUUUGGUAUCACGCAGUCACGCCGUGAUCCUGUGUUCAAAAUUAGAACACAUACAAAAUAAUAUAGUACAUAAAAGAAUGAAAGAAAACAUACUUUCAUUGAUGAUUUAUAAUUUUGUUCAAUAUGUAGAAUAUAAAGAAAUGUCAUGUGUAUAUAUAUUUUUUCAAUAUUAAAUUAAAGCAAAUUUAUUCUACAGUUAUUCUGUUAGAUGAUAAGGUAUGAUUUGAUAUAUUAUUAUUAUAUUGUUACAUACUAUGAUAUAUAAAUGCAGCUGACUGUACAAAGCGUAACAAAGGGUUAACAAUCUAAAAUACAAAGUAAUAUUUAUAAAAGUGGAUUGAAACUUUAUAUUGGAAUAUAUGUUUCAUAAGAUUGUAAAUUAAUAUUUCGAUUGCAAAUUUCAAUUCAUGUAAUAAAUUUAAAAGCUUAUACAUUCUUGUUAUACUGAUUACUCCACACUCUAAGAUGAGUGACAGACAACUGAUAAAUCAGAAUAAUUAACAUUCAAAUAGAGGCUUACUGUUAUGCUCUAAUAACAAAAUAAUCAGUUCAAGCGGGAAAUAGUAUGUAACACAAUUGCAGUAUUCAUUAUGUGUUUUUUUAUCGCAAUUUUUGUAUAACAUGUAACUUUAAGAUCCAGUAACAUGUACAUUUGCAAUUUUAUACGACUAGUUAGCAGAAUAAUUAUAGACAAUAAAGCUAAAAUUCACUAAACAGUAACUAAGGUACAGUAAUUUCUAUGUUUUAGGGCAUUCUACUUAAACAUGAGAGUACCUUAUAUGUAUUUAUACAUAGUUCAAAUUAAUAACAGCAAUUGAAAUGUAUAAAUAUAUAAAUAAGGAGAUUGGAAAUGAAAUAAAUGGAAUCAUUAUACAUAUAUAUUGAUGGCUCUGGUAUGAAGAUGAUGUAGUAACUAACACUAAAGGAAUGUAGUUAUCACUUAUUGGAAUGUUUUAAGAUCACUUACUUCACACAUUUUAUAAUGAAAGGUAAACAAAAAGCUGUUUUAAUAUAGAAAAUAUUUCACCUUGGUUGCAUUACAAAAUCCACAAUAAAUAUAGUAAAUUCAACAAACUCCAUACAUUGUAAGUAUUGUAAAUUGUAAGUAGAUAGUUAUAAUUAAGAGUUAUUUGUUUUAUUUGUAUACAAUCGGUUUAUUGCAUUUAAACUUCAUUACUAGGACAUAUAUACAGACUGCUUCAUAAAGUUAUUAAUGAUAUAUGCUCAAUAAUAUGGAAGCAUUUUCUCUAUUGUAUUUAUCAUAUUGUAAA
This is a messenger RNA of Achroia grisella, 3683 nucleotides long. RefSeq names its product upstream stimulatory factor 2 (gene Usf). Gene Ontology annotation, molecular function: protein dimerization activity; RNA polymerase II cis-regulatory region sequence-specific DNA binding; DNA-binding transcription factor activity, RNA polymerase II-specific. NCBI's taxonomy places the organism in Eukaryota, Metazoa, Arthropoda, Insecta, Lepidoptera, Pyralidae. The record is from RefSeq and is a predicted model, not a curated record. Gene Ontology annotation, biological process: regulation of transcription by RNA polymerase II. The coding region runs from base 61 to 780 and encodes 239 amino acids. The transcript is spliced from 7 exons.